This is a messenger RNA of Nezara viridula (southern green stink bug), 1687 nucleotides long. The record is from the annotation of a GenBank genome assembly. Lineage: Eukaryota; Metazoa; Arthropoda; Insecta; Hemiptera; Pentatomidae.
CUGCUGUGUUAUCUACUAUUGGCACGUGCAUGUAUUUAUUUUCUUGAAAGUGAACAGUUAUCCUUUUAAUUUGUGUUAAAAUCUGUUGCAAUGACAAGAUUUGCUAGGGCCGCCGGUUCUAAAGCAUCUAAUCAAAGAAUUCCUGAAGACAGUACUCCUUGGUUUGUAUUGAAGCAGCAAGUGGCCGACAGUAAACAAAGAACUGAAGAAACUCAAGAGAAUGAAACAGAUUGGAAAAAUGUUAUUGAUUCGGAAAAGAAAAUUGAAGAAAACAAGAACAGUGUCUGGUGCGAAUUUGAAGAAGAGAAUUCAAAAGCCAAGGUUAGUAAGAAUGUUAAUAAGAGUCAGACAAUAGAUUCAAAGAAAUUGGGAAAAAAGAAGUCAGCAGAAAAUGAAUUAAUUGCUAGUAGUUUAAAUAUUAAAAAGAAAAGGAAAUCUAAGUUGUCCCAUGAAAAUUUGGAUUCAGCAAAUGAUAAUUUAAAAUCUGACUUGAAAAAUAUAAAGACUAAAUUGAAGUUGAAAAAUAACAAGUCAACCUUCGAAGUAGAAGAAUUACCUCAAGCGAAAACAGAAGAAUUGCCGGUCCUAAGUGAAUCUAAUACUUCUUUUGAGAUAGAAAAAAUUGAUAACCCAUCUAAUGAUGAUAACAUUUCUAUCAAGAAGAAAAAGCGGAAAAGAUCAAAAAAUAUGGAUAAUUUGGAAUACUCUGAAAACCAAUCACCUGACCGUAAUGAAAUUGAAGAAGGUAAUCAAGUUACAGUCACAAAUGAAAAAGAAGAUUUGUCUGGUGGUUAUGAAAAUAAUAAGAAAUCUUUGAUUAAAAAUAAUACUAUUACUCGGAAGAAGAAGAAGAACAAAGAAGAGAUGCCUUACAAACGCCGGAAAUUAGAUGAAGGUGAUGUUAAGCUAGAUAUAAAUGGUCAAGAAAUUUGGGUUACUCGGCUUGAUGGAUUCUACAUUAAAAAGGAAGAUGCAGAGAGGAUUAGACAAUUAGAGAAGGAUUUAUUAAAACGGGGUGUGUCAAAGCAAGAAGUGAGAGCUGUCAUUAAGAAGGAGAGAAGAAAUGCAGAAAAAUCUUUAGCCAGAUUAAAAAAGAAAGUUUGUUAUCACUGCCGUAAAGGAGGUCAUACUCUAUCAUCUUGCCCUAUGCUUGCUGAUAAUGGGGUCUACACAGUAGGAAGUGGUAUUUGCUAUAAAUGUGGCUCUACAGAACAUACCCACUAUCAGUGCAAAGUGAAUACUGGAGAUUCCUAUAAAUUUGCUACUUGUUUUGUCUGUAAACAGGAGGGUCACAUUUCGAAACAGUGCCCUGAUAACCCAAGGGGCGUUUACCCCUCAGGGGGAGGCUGCAGGCUUUGUGGAGAUGUCACUCACUUCAGAAGAGAGUGUCCUACUCUUCAGGAAAAAUCUAAUAAGGUGACUGUGGGGCUGAUUGACCAAGAUAUCGAAACCUUAGAUGGUCAGUCUAAUGAACCCACAUCCAAAAAAUCAGCUACCAAAAGGAAAAACAAAAUAGUUAAAUUCAGUUGAUAGUGAAAGCUAUCAAUCUAUUGUAAUAUCUGAUAUAUGUAAAUAUUGCUCUUACAGAGUGUAUAUAGAUAUUGAUUAUCAAUAUAAUAAUAUUACUAAAAUUUGGUUUUCAUUUUUCCCUUGAACAAGUUCUAUUCUUUAUUUGUUUAAAAGUGUG